AUGCUAUUCUCAAGUGUAAAACUACAUUUCAUCAAAUACGAAAUAAUGAAAUUUCUCCUUGUCGCUUUACUCACUGCCCAAAUCUACGGUGCACUUUGCACCAGCGCUCCACUUGCUGAACAACGCGGCCUCAUGGACAUCUGGGAUUUCCUCAGUCCAGCUGUUAUGCCCGUUGCUGUAGGCAUCGAUAACGCUCUUGCCACAGUGUCAAAUAUUCACAAUACUGUUUCAAAUGCUGUUACUGGCGCUGUUCAUGGUGUGACAUCAUGGAUCGGUGGUCUUCUCCCUCCACUUGGCAAACGUGACUUGGAAGUCAAUGUUCGCGCCAAUCUCUUAGCUGAAUUUAAAUCAUUUCAACACGGCCUUCAACAAUUAGUCAUGGAAAUUGCUCAAACUGUUCUCAAUGGUAAAAUCGUUACUCAAUUCCGGUCAUUAAUCGCGAAAUUCAGCGUCUUCCUCCGUACACACUUGAAUGCCAUCAAUACUAUGAUCACUAAUUUAAUUCCAACUGUUCAAGAUGUCGUAGGAACUCAAGCUAUUAGCAGUUGUUUAAAUGCUGUACAAGCUAUUGAAGAAGCUAUCAAAAAAAUCCAAGCGCUUUUCUCAUUGUAA
Molecule: messenger RNA, 612 nt
Organism: Adineta ricciae
Lineage: Eukaryota; Metazoa; Rotifera; Eurotatoria; Adinetida; Adinetidae
Source: the annotation of a GenBank genome assembly